Messenger RNA from Malania oleifera, 1139 nucleotides. RefSeq lists its product as uncharacterized. The record is from RefSeq and is a predicted model, not a curated record. The transcript has 3 exons. The coding region runs from base 272 to 835 and encodes 187 amino acids. Lineage: Eukaryota; Viridiplantae; Streptophyta; Magnoliopsida; Santalales; Ximeniaceae.
GUUAAUUUUGCACCAGAGUCAAGACUGCAGGCGGUGACCGGUGACCGGCUACCCCCCGUCCCCCUCCCCCCCACCCUAUAUUUGGGCAGCUCCCGCCGUGCCCCUCCUCUUCUUAUAUAUAUGUCCUCACCUUCCUCACAAUACACAUCGUCCAUCUUCUCCGUUGCCCAAAAAAACAAAAACAAAUCCCGAAAAAUCCCUCGUUCCCUCGAUCGAAAUCACACAAACUAAGCACAGAUCAUCAAUUACAGGGUCUGUUCAUUAAUCCAGUAUGGUUUCUUCAACGAAGUUCUCGCUUGCCCUGUUCCUCCUUUCUUCUUCUGUCUUCCUCAUCCAAGGAUCUCUUGGUGGCGAGAUUUUGUGCGAGGAAUUGGGGAAGGAUGUGUGCGCGUUUGCGAUAGCUUCGUCGGGGAAGCGAUGCAUUUUGGAGAAGUACGCAGGGGAGGAUGGAAAGGCGGCGGAGUUUCAGUGCAGGACGUCGGAGGUGGUGGUGGAGAGGAUGGCGGGGUACAUAGAGACGGACAAGUGCGUCAGCGCUUGCGGCGUCGACAGAAACGCCGUCGGCAUCUCCUCCGAUGCCCUCCUCGAGCCCCAAUUCACCAACAAGCUCUGCUCCCCGCCCUGUUUCGAGCACUGCCCCAACAUUGUUGAUCUUUACUUCAACUUGGCCGCCGGCGAAGGAGUAUUUUUGCCGGACAUCUGCGAGGAUCAGCGCAGCAACCCGCACCGCUCGAUGAUAGAGCUGAUGAGCUCCGGGGCAGCCCCUGGUCCGGCGUCUCCGGAUCACUUUGCCAGCUCCGCCGCCGUCUCUGCUCCCGCCCCCGCUCCCAUGUAAACCCACCCAGACAGACAUAUGUCCUGCUAAUUAAUUAUAUUGUUUUUGCUUCCUUCAAAUACAGUUGAUGAUAUAGGCAGCUCCAUCGAUGGUACCAUAUUGGUUCCAACCACGGGGAAUAAUUAAAUUACACAUGUUGGCAUGUUAGGGGGAGAGAGUUGAGAGGGGGAAUUUGUAUUGGGUUCAUUAUUUUGGUUUGGAUUUGUUGAGUCAUUGUACGCCACAGGCAAGUGUCGAUUGUGCUGCGCAUUUUUACCAAUAUGAGCUUAUAUAUAUUGCACGACGCCCAUGCAUAUGUUUCAUA